AUGGGUCUGGCCGGCCGAAAGACGAAACAGGUCAUCGCCCCCGAUCCACGCAACACGACAUGGGCCCGGGACACAGAGGCGCCAGGUUUCAAGCUGCUCCAGCAGAUGGGCUGGUCACCCGCUUCAUCAGACAGGCUCAAUCCAGAGAGCACUGCGCCCCCACCGCCAAAGCGCUUGCACAAGAUGCCCAUCAGCAAGGAAGAUCAUCUCGGCAUCGGUGCGACUGCCUUGACCGGUUUGGCAGAAUCGAAUGCCGCGCGGCAGCCCAGUACAGGCACAGGACUCGGCAAAGCGGGCUCCUGGUUCUCUGCGUUUGGCAGCAAAGGCCUCCGCUUUGUCACUGCAGGCGCUACUGCACAGUCGGAACUCGAGAAGCGUCACAUCACAGACGGCGGCGAUUUUGCCGGCUUGCUCGCACGCCUCAACGCUGCUACUCCCUCUGCCUCCGCCUCGCCCUCGCCUGCGCCUGCCGCUACAGACGGAGAGAUCGGGCCAGCCAUGUCCAAGCAAGAGCGCAAAGAGGCUCGCAGACAGAGGAGAGAGGCAAAGGCCAAGCGGAAAGAGAUCGCUGAUGGCGAUGGGACAGCAGCAAAGAAGCGCAAGGUGGAGCGAGACUCGCCAGACGUAUCCGUGCUUGUGGCCACAGUCGUCAGCCGGGCCACGAUGCAGCCUACUGUCGUAGUAGCUACGCCGCAUCGAAAUGCGUCUCGCGCUCGCAAUCUCGCUGCCAAGCGCAUGGCGAACUCACCUGCUGCGAUGAGAGAGAUCCUUGGUCUCUCGGAGCCGGUCACGCCUGCGGAAGCGGUCUCACCUCCCUUGAUGCUACAGGCUGCCAUCCGGGUUCCAAGCCUCGACGAAGCGAUACGAUCGAUUGCUAAAGCAGAAGCCGACCAAGCCGAGCCCGACGGCUACGCUUUGGCCAGUGUUGAGGAUGUGAGCAAGAAGAGACAGAAGACCAGAUAG
This is a messenger RNA of Mixia osmundae IAM 14324, 963 nucleotides long. RefSeq lists its product as uncharacterized. Lineage: Eukaryota; Fungi; Basidiomycota; Mixiomycetes; Mixiales; Mixiaceae. The record is from RefSeq and is a predicted model, not a curated record. The transcript is spliced from 2 exons. The coding region runs from base 1 to 963 and encodes 320 amino acids.